AAAUGUCAACGCGCGUUGUUACAAAAAAAGUAAAAAAGAUGCAUUUUGUAAAUUGGUUGCAUCUAUUAAUGUUUACAUAAAUAUAAAUCUUCAAAUAAUGUCGGGGGGUCUCAUCGAUAAAGUUUAUAUAGGUUUGGGUUUGGAUAAUGCACCAGCCGCCUUUGAUAUAAAAGGACGAAUUCUAGGCCCAAAUGGCACAAAUUUAGAAUAUAUCCGGUCAGAGACUGGUGUGGUAGCUGUGUUAAAAAGUGAUAAAUUCGAACCUUUGCAUUUGGCGUUGCAUCAUACGAGAUCUGAGGCUUUGUCUGCUGCUCGUUCCUUGGCGCAGAACCUGAUAGAGACUAUUCGUGCUGAAUUGGCGCAAUGGACUGCUGCGCAAGCCGGUGGACCCCCGCCGGCGAUGAAUGUGCCGCCUCCUACGUUAACAACUACAUCGGCUGCGUCGGCGCCUCUGCCUGUCCCGCCGCCCGCAGCUACAGUAUCAAUGUCAACCCCACAGUCAACUAUGACGACACCCCAAUCUGUUGUUCCACCUGUGGUCAGUGUAGCUCCAGCAAGCACACCUUUGAUGACUGUCCGUCAACCAACAGUCUUACAACUUUUGCCGCAACAACAAUACGUUUUAAACCAAGAGAAUGGUCAGCUUAUUCCAAUUGUACAACCUGGAGUGCAAGUUUCAAACACAAAUUUUACUUCUUUACCGCUUGGUCAGUCAUUGGGCAUACAGCAACCGAAUUUUGGGACACAAUUAGUUGAUUUAUCCAGUAUGCAGCCUGUGAAUGUAACCCAAUUGCGAUUGAGUGGUGUGCCGUCUUCUAUGUCUAUGAUAUUGCCUAAUGGUUUUACGUUGCCGCAAGCUAGCUUAGGAUCUGCGGACACGACUACAGUGAGUUCUGCAACGUCAACUCCGGUUGUUUGUGCUGCGCAAAGUACAAAUGCCUCUCAAAAGAUUUUGUACAGUACAGAUAAAGGGGAUAAAGAAAUAAAGUAUAUCCAAGGAGCCGACACAGUGCAGUGGACCAUGCCUGGCUCCCAGACUAUGUUGAUACCGUACCAACAGUUACAAGACCUUACUUCCAAUCAGACUGGUCUGGCUAAUUUGCAACCUCAGCAGUUUGUUUCAAUAGCGCCAGCAGGUGGCCUGCCACAAACAUCUUUGCCGCUGUCAGCCGCGCAAUUCCAACAGCUUCAGGCAUCUGGCACUAUAAUGCAGCUCAAUCAGAAGCCCAUAGUGAGCAGUGGGUCUUUGAUAAAUAUAAUAUCAACGGGUCAAGCAUCUUCGCCACAUAUUAUAUCCAGUUCAUCAACAGCCACUAAAAAUGUGACUGGUCACGAGCAAAGAGGUCAAAAAAGACUUUCAGACGGCACUCCAAAUCAGCUGCAACUUCGACCAAUAGCACCGGCCGGGUCGCAUGUUAGCCAGGAGAAGGCGGCGCGCGACGGCAGGGCGUGGAGCUCAACAGCUAGAGACGCGGGAGGCAUGAAGAUCAAUCCGGCUCACGGGACCAUCAUACACGUGUCUUCUGGACAACAGACUAAUGUAUCUGCAUCUGGUAUAACCCAAGACGGCACGGGAAUGUACAUCAGGCAGAUUGAUAGAAACGCGAUACAAAUCCAAUCCAAAGACGGACAGAAACCAGACAUCACCACUAACAAGAUGCAGGGCGCCGCGCAAAACCUUCAAAUGAUCACCGUUCCGCAGGGCAUGACUGUGCUACAGAACCCAUUAAAUAUAAGCCAAAUGCCAACAGUCAUCGGGCAGCCAAACAGCCAAGUCUACAUGAUACCAGCAAACCACCCGAAUUUAGUCCAAAGUGGAUUACCACCCGGAUUGAUCGGCCAACAAGUCUUGCAACCAGGUCAAAACGUUACCGUCAUGCAGCCUAACCAAUUAGGGAUGCCGGGGGGAGUCCAGUACAACGUUCCUUUGAUGCCAGUGAACAUGCCAGCGAAUUCACAGUACAUGCAGGGUAUCAAUCUGAAUACUCAGUUGUCGGCUCAACAGUUAAAUGCCGCAUUGGCUGGACAACAACUUAAUCAGAAUUUAGCAGUAUCUGGCACGAUCCCGAUAGUACAAGCCCCGCCUUCGUCUCCUAUGACCAACCCGACGCAAACAUUGCCUGGAACUCCCCCUGUGCACCAAAUUGUCCAAAACUCCUUCGGAACGCCGACCUCCCAAUACACGGGAAUGCCUCCGCAGUACAUGAUGCAACCCAACUCUGGAACUUUAUCAGUACCAGCUAAUAACCCGAACGUCCAAUACAGCCUUCCUGCUAAUCAGAGCAAUAAUCCUCCACCAAAUAACGGCAACGGUCAGACGAAUACGACCGAGCAGACCGACACUAACGGCACCACCAAUCAAACUAACUAUAUAACUUCAUCCCAAGAAAACUACGGGACGACUUCAGUGCAAAAUCCUCCGCAGCAAAACUUUCCGGCUGAUGGCGCCACCGCGCAAGCGCCAGGAUUCACCUCUUCCAAUCAGACCAGCCAGAAUUAUCCAUCGAACGGAAACAACCAAUCAGCGUACAACGUGAAUCAAACGCCUACCAGCCAACCAGCUGCCACGUACAACCCUAACCCGACUAAUGGUUCAAAUCAAUCAAACAACCAAAACUAUGGGACCCCCCCAGCUCCGAAUACACAGAACGCUUCACAAUCCAAUUUUUCGCCCUCAACGACACCGGCACCCAAUCAGAAUUACCCAACGAAUCUCCCAAAUAUGCCCAAUGUGGCUUACCCGCCCAGUCAGAACCCACAAAACCCGUACCCAAAUGCGACUGGGCAAAAUUUGGCAGCGUAUGCCAACAAUCAGUACCAGUACACGAGUAGACCUUGGUUUAGACCCAGAUAUGGGUCGCCACAGGGUUCCCCUUACAGCUCUGGGGCCGGACCCCCCAUGCCCCCAAUGGGCAACUACAACUACUGGCAGGACAGCUGAGACAUGGACUGUAUUGACAUAAACCCGAUUCAGUGACAUGAACCAAGUGUGAAGUAUAGUGAUAACUAUAUAUAGAUUAAGUUAUAGAAGAGACUGCUUUAAUUAAAUAGUACAUUUAUAAAAUGUAAAAAAAAUAAUAUUAAAUAUAAGAAUAAAUUCUUCUAUAUUGA
Messenger RNA from Amyelois transitella, 3111 nucleotides. RefSeq names its product protein lingerer-like. Lineage: Eukaryota; Metazoa; Arthropoda; Insecta; Lepidoptera; Pyralidae. Gene Ontology annotation, molecular function: RNA binding. Bases 98 to 2941 code for a protein of 947 amino acids. Gene Ontology annotation, cellular component: nucleus. The record is from RefSeq and is a predicted model, not a curated record. The transcript is spliced from 8 exons.